UAGUGGGUGUGGUUUCAUAAAAUUUUUGCAAGGAAAAUGGAAAAUACUGAUCUAUAACUUCAUUGAGAUGGUUUCUUAGGAUAAAACAAAGAAGCCUGUUGAACUAUCACAGUUUACACUGGAUGCCCACACCAGAAUCAUGAAUACAAUUAUUGGUCAAAAAGUCAACCUGGGCAUUGCCCCCUAAUGCCCAGGCCUGCAACCGCCUAUGAAUAUGGAAGACGUUAUGGCUUUGGAAGAUCAGUUCCAACACAAAAAUCUGACGAUGAUAAGAGGAAAGCUGUAGCAGGUGCUCUUGGUGGGGGAGAAGCUGAGGGGGACAAGAGUGAGAGACAGAGAGAGGAGGAGGAGAAGAGAAUAAAGGCACUCAUGAAGGGAAUGGCAUCAGCUGGAACUGAUGAUAUCCUCUCCAGUGCUAUGGUUGGUUCUAUUGUUGGUAUGCAAUCAUCAGAAAUAUUGCAAGUUGCCUCUGAAUACGAAGUUAAACGUGCUGAUUUAGAGUCUGCUCAACCAUCAGAGAAGGUCUUGGGUGCUCAGUCUCACCUUCGUCUUGUGACUGGACUACAGAAACAAAUUGCCUCCUUUGAAAAGAAAUGCUCCGAGGUUCAAGCUAAACAUGAUGAGUUGUAUUCUGAGUAUACUGAGGCUCAAGAGGAACUGGCAGAGGUUAUUAAGAGGAAGGAAAGGAUAGCUAGAGAAAUGGAGAAACUUAACGAAAUGGAAAAUGAAGAGAAUGCAGAAGUAUUGAAUCAGUUGAGGUCACUCGUAUCUAUGAAUGAGAGCUUGAAGAAACAAGAAACACAAUUCAAAGCACACUGUAAAGAAGAGAAGGAGAGGUUAAGUGGUCUCAUAGCUCAGUUGAAGCAUGGAGAUGAUGAGAGUGAAGACUCUGAGAGGGUAACUUCACUAAAGACUCUUCUUCAAACUGACCAAGAGAAACUACAGAAAAUUAGAACUUUACUGGCUCGCAAGAAUAGGGAGAUAGCUCAGUUGCAGAGGAAGAUUGAUGAAAUACCUUCAAGAGCUGAACUGACUCAAUAUCAAAGGAGAUUCAUUGAACUAUACAGUCAAGUGUCCUCCAUGUUAACUGAAACUAAACAAUACUUUACACUUUACAAUACACUUGAGGAUCAGAAAGCUUACAUGGAGAAAGAAGUUGGAAUAUUGACUUCAAUUCAUGAGAAAUUUGAUUUAGCAAUGAGUUCUGAUAAGAAUAAGGAGUUGUUCUUACAGCAAGUCCAGCAGAUAUUGGACGGUAUCAAGCAAGACAAGGAGCAGUUGGGUCAGAGAUGUGUCGAGGAGAGGAAAGAGAAAGAUCGACUGACAACCAUCCAUCUUGAUCUCAUUGACAAGCAAAGGAAGUAUUACAAAACUGUUAAAGACUUUCAAGAAGAGUGUCGCAAAAAUGAAACGCUGUUGUCAAAAAUUAAAACUAAAAAUCGCUAGACCUCGUGAUAAUUUAAGGGCUAGAAAUACAAUAUAAAAUUGCUGUUGUGUGUUACUUUAGUUAUUGAUAAAGUUUGUGUCAAUUGAAUAUUUUUAAACGAA
Messenger RNA from Amphimedon queenslandica, 1548 nucleotides. Its product is annotated as coiled-coil domain-containing protein 93-like. The coding region runs from base 187 to 1446 and encodes 419 amino acids. Gene Ontology annotation, biological process: Golgi to plasma membrane transport. Lineage: Eukaryota; Metazoa; Porifera; Demospongiae; Haplosclerida; Niphatidae. The transcript has 15 exons. The record is from RefSeq and is a predicted model, not a curated record.